Messenger RNA from Cryptomeria japonica (Japanese cedar), 669 nucleotides. RefSeq lists its product as uncharacterized. The record is from RefSeq and is a predicted model, not a curated record. The annotation marks the transcript as partial. The transcript is spliced from 5 exons. Gene Ontology annotation, molecular function: zinc ion binding. NCBI's taxonomy places the organism in Eukaryota, Viridiplantae, Streptophyta, Pinopsida, Cupressales, Cupressaceae.
AACAAUGGCACCGAGCAAAUUUCUGAGGAAGAAGCGGUAUGCAGAAUUUGCUUGGUUGCUCUUUCUGAGGGCGGUAUAACUCUUAAAAUGGAGUGUGGAUGCAAAGGUGAACUUGCACUUGCACAUGAAGAUUGUGUUGUUAAAUGGUUUACAAUUAAGGGAAAUAAAACUUGCGAUGUAUGUAAAAAUGAGGUCAAAAACCUUCCCGUGACAUUGUCAAGAAUACAGAGUAAUCACACAAACAACAUACAGCCAGCAGGAAUACCUCAACACACGGAGGUGCAACAGUACAGGGUUGGACAAGAUAAAUUUGUUCUUAUCAUGAUCAACAUGCUUGCAUAUACCUAUUUUAUUGAACAACUUUUGGUGAAGAAUAAAGGUUCGAGUGCUCUUAUAUUAGCUUUGUCAUUUGCAUGUGUUAUGGGCUUCCUCACAUUAGUCAUUGCAUCGUAUGUUGUGAACAAGAGACAUAUGUGGACAUAUUCAGCACUUCAAAUUGUGUUUGUAAUUGCCUUUAUGCUUCUAUUCUACAUAGGGUUCCAUGUUGAUGCCGUUUUAGCGCUUUCCGUUUCAUGCUUAGCUGGGAUUGUUAUUACAUUGAGUGGAAAAUUGUUACUCUUGGAAUACCUUAAAUGGAAAUCAAGUUUACAAGCUGAUAUGAUUUUAUAG